AUGCCGUACCCAUCGGAAAAAGAAAAAGAACCACCAAGCCUAGUAGCCGAAGAUGGCGAACUCGCACCACCGUCUUAUGAGGAGGCCGUCCCGAAUGCCGCUCCAGCUGCGCUACCGGAAUAUGACGCACCGUCCUAUGACAACGCCGCCGCCGGCCCUUCAACAUCUGCUACCCUCAUCGCGGCGACGAGCAAAUUCCCGCCCACGUUGAACGGCUACUUCCAAUGGGCCUUCACAAGAACCUUUCUCCUUGGCCCCACUGCGGAGGAAAGGCUCUUUGCUGCCUCUCCGCGGUCAGGUUUCCGCAGUAAACAGCGAGAGAUCAUCUUGUACGAUGGGCCUUCCGACAAACACCCCGUUCUCGCGACGAUCGGGAAGAGUUGGACAGCCAUGGCCAGCGUGCCUGCGAAAGUCUCGAUACUGCCUCGGCCAGACAGCGGCGAGACACGCCCUUAUGAGACGGAGAUAAGCGGUAUUCCCUUCAAGGUGGACCAAUCGUCGGCGAGCAUCUUCUCAGUGACUGUUGGAGGGAAGGCAACGGGAACGGAACCAAGGGAGGAGAAAUUCCAAUGGCGGAACAGUCGCGGGAGCGAGGUAAAGGAGCUUGGAAAGACCUUCUCGUACGGGUGGAAGCUGGUGCGGCUAUCCACCCCGGCUGCCCCAGCUGCUGGCGGAAGCAGAAGCGAGAGGGACGUCGGCUUCACCAGCGACGGGCACGAGGUCGUUGCAAUCCUUGCGACGAACAUGACGAGCCUGACCAAAGGGCUCAAGUUCUCGUUCAUGGGACGAGGCCUCAAGGGGGCCUUCGGUGAGAGAUGGGAGGUUGUGGCUCUUCUCACGGGGCUGUGGGUCUGGUAUACGCAUGUUGAGGGCGAGCACUGA
This is a messenger RNA of Colletotrichum spaethianum, 882 nucleotides long. RefSeq lists its product as uncharacterized. The record is from RefSeq and is a predicted model, not a curated record. The transcript has a single exon. NCBI's taxonomy places the organism in Eukaryota, Fungi, Ascomycota, Sordariomycetes, Glomerellales, Glomerellaceae. Bases 1 to 882 code for a protein of 293 amino acids.